Messenger RNA from Haemonchus placei, 285 nucleotides. Lineage: Eukaryota; Metazoa; Nematoda; Chromadorea; Rhabditida; Trichostrongylidae. The record is from the annotation of a GenBank genome assembly.
AUGCUUUCAAUUCAGGCUGACGCCGUCCUCAUCGAGGCGGAUCCAUACUUCUUCUCUACGAAUCGAGCGCGUACCUGCCACACCUGGUCUUCUUUUUGCCAAAUAGCAACAUGGAUAGCAUCGGAACACGAGGACGGUUUCCCCAGCGAUCGAACCAACACAACACUGAUGUUCACAGGACCCGCGACUUGUUCGCCGCGGAAAUGUUUUGGUACGGAUGUCUACCUAAAUAACCGUUUCAGCUCGUUCUUUACCAAUAAAUCUACAUGUUCAGGUCCUGUAUAG